Molecule: messenger RNA, 1295 nt
Organism: Arachis duranensis
Lineage: Eukaryota; Viridiplantae; Streptophyta; Magnoliopsida; Fabales; Fabaceae
Product: phenylacetaldehyde reductase
Exons: 6
Coding region: 61-1020 (319 amino acids)
Molecular function (GO): oxidoreductase activity, acting on the CH-OH group of donors, NAD or NADP as acceptor
Source: RefSeq, a predicted model, not a curated record
CGUUACCUGCAUUCAACACCACACACAUCAAAAUCGUUUUAACUACAUAACUAACUCAUCAUGUCGAAGGUCGUUUGUGUCACCGGAGCCAGCGGCGCCAUCGGAUCGUGGCUGGUUAAGCUCCUCCUCCAACGUGGCUACAGCGUCCACGCCUGUGUCCAAGAUCUCAAGGAUGAGAAGGAGACGAAGCAUUUGGAAGGCAUGGAAGGAGCGAAGGGUAAUUUGGAGUUCUUCGAGAUGGAUCUUCUAGACAAGGAGUCGAUUGCGAAGGCCAUAAAGGGAUGUGCCGGUGUUUUCCACCUAGCAUGUCCCAACAUCAUAGGACAAGUCCAAGACCCAGAGAAGGAGAUAUUGGAACCAGCAAUUCAAGGGACAGUGAAUGUGCUGAAAGCAGCAAAGGAAGAAGGAGUGGAGAGAGUGGUGGCAACAUCAUCAAUCUCUGCCAUAACUCCAAGUCCUAAUUGGCCAGCUGAUAAGAUUAAGAAUGAAGAUUGUUGGACUGAUCUUGAUUACUGCAAACAGAAGGGGUUAUACUAUCCUAUUGCAAAGACAUUGGCUGAGAAAGCAGGGUGGGAUUUUGCAAAGGAGACGGGUUUUGAUGUGGUUAUGAUCAAUCCUGGCACUGCUUUGGGCCCUCUCAUUCCACCAAGAAUCAAUUCUAGCAUGGCUGUUCUUGUUAGUGUCCUUAAAGGUGACAAAGAAACGUACGAGGAUUUCUUCAUGGGAAUGGCACACUUUAAGGACAUAGCAAUGGCACAUAUUUUGGCUUUUGAGAACAAGAAAGCAUCUGGAAGGCACUUGUGUGUAGAAGCUAUUCGUCACUAUGGUGAUUUUGUUGCCAAGGUUGCUGAGCUUUACCCUGAAUACAAUGUGGCUAAGUUGCCAAAGGAUACCCAACCAGGACUGUUGAGAGCAAAAGAUGCAUCAAAGAAGCUCAUUGAUUUAGGGUUAGAGUUCACUCCUAUUGAUCAAAUAAUCACUGAUGCUGUGGAGAGUUUGAAGAGCCUUGGCUAUGUCUAAAUAAUUUUUAUUAUAUAAUGAUUCUAUUGAAGAAGCCUUUGGGGACUGACUGCAUAUAUCACUGUCACAGUGGUGAUGAUGGUGUUAAUUAUUAUUAUUAUUUCUUCCAUCAUUACUUCUAUGACUCAUUGUUCAUCAUCGCAUUUCAUGUGGUUUUUGUUUUAUACUACUUUAAUUCUCAGUUACUGUUUGUGUGUGUGUCUGUUUGUGCUUAUGGUGUAAAAUAAAAGGUGAACUUAUUGCAGUUCAGUCACCAUAGUGACUAUUAGUAUUAA